AUGAUCAGCUUCAGUCAAUUUCCAACGAAGCCAGGUUUGUUUUUGCAACCAGUGCCAAGUUCGUCGGCCAGAUACGACACAGUCGAUCCCGGCGGCUGGACCCAGAGUCUGACCCUGAAUGGGCAAUGCAAGCAGCCGUUCGGCUGCGAAAGGGGCCGGUGUCUCUGUGCCACGUCGUCUUCGACAGGGGCAAGGAAAACGGCGAAAUUCUCGAUCAAGAAACGAGCGCCAUCCUCCACCGACACGAGACCCUGGAACCAAAAUCACACCAGCCUCGAGGAUGCAAAUUCAGCACCGACGGUGCGAGGGGACAGGACUGUCACAGACCUCGGAGACGGGUUUCACAGCCGGAUUACAUUGGCUACAUGGUCCCUCCGAUGGAACCAUUCAAUUGAUCGGCGUCUCGAGCGGGCGAAUGAGCCAUUCCGCUCGACAUCUCACGAUGCGCAAAAGAACGCAACGCACGAAAUCCAAGACAACACGCAGGCUGUGCUGUCAGUAGGCAGUGGCUUCAUCAGGGAAGGUGGCGCGCGACACAUGGAAGCAAGCCACGAGAGGCUCAGAGGCUGGACAGGGUCUGGUGAGGACGGGGCUAUACGAGGUCCAGGUUCCUCCGCGUGA
Molecule: messenger RNA, 621 nt
Organism: Colletotrichum aenigma
Lineage: Eukaryota; Fungi; Ascomycota; Sordariomycetes; Glomerellales; Glomerellaceae
Exons: 4
Coding region: 1-621 (206 amino acids)
Source: RefSeq, a predicted model, not a curated record